Dendrobium catenatum is the source of this 503-nucleotide messenger RNA. Its product is annotated as histone-lysine N-methyltransferase ATX5. The transcript has 6 exons. The annotation marks the transcript as partial. The record is from RefSeq and is a predicted model, not a curated record. Lineage: Eukaryota; Viridiplantae; Streptophyta; Magnoliopsida; Asparagales; Orchidaceae.
CUAUUUCUAUACCAGCUAAAUAUGGCAUGUUUUCUUAAUCCUAGACGUGUGCUACCAUUAUAUGUAACUGCUGGUGAGGACAAAUCAGGACCUCGAUGUCAUAGUUGUGGAUUGAUCAUUCAAUCCAAAGGCACAAAGAAGAUGAAGCUGCUGUCAGAACAAUUGAUCUGUAGGCACUGUGCAAAGUUGUUGAGGUCAAAACAAUACUGUGGCAUAUGUAAGAAGAUCUGGCAUCACACAGAUGGUGGUAGUUGGGUUUGCUGUGAUGGAUGCCAAAUUUGGGUUCAUGCGGAAUGUGACAAAAUAUGUGACAACCUUAAGGAUAUUGAAAACUCUGAUUACUACUGUCCGGAGUGCAAGUCAAAAUUUAAUUUUGAAUCAAUAAAUACAAAGAAGAAGCCCUCUCAAGCAAGAAAUGGUAACAAUUUGCAAGUGGCACGACCUGGUGAGAUAGCUGUAGUUUGCUGUGGUGUGGAUGGAACAUACUUCGUUGAGCAGCACAU